GUUAUUUUCUUGGGGAUUGUGGCUGUGGCAUUGGCUCAGGAGGUGCCAGUAGCAAUUGUUCGUCAGGCUCAGGACAUCUCGCCUGAUGGUACCUACAGUUACAGCUAUGAAACUGAGAAUGGAAUCAGAGCAUCAGAAGAGGGUCAUCCAGGCCCAGUGAACGAAGAAGGUGCACCAGCUGUUGUUGCUCAAGGACAAUUCGAGUACACAGCUCCCGAUGGUACACCCAUUUCCGUUUCCUACACAGCCAAUGAGAAUGGAUUCCAGCCUCAAGGAUCUCAUCUCCCUGUUGCUCCACCAGUACCAGCGCAAAUUGCCCGAGCAAUUGACUACAUACUCUCCAAGCAGCAUUGAUUUAUGUAAUUAAUUCAUUAAUUUCUCUCACUGUAAACUGUUAAUAAACUUCUCCAGCUCCAAUAAAUCAAUUCAA
Molecule: messenger RNA, 430 nt
Organism: Fopius arisanus
Lineage: Eukaryota; Metazoa; Arthropoda; Insecta; Hymenoptera; Braconidae
Product: endocuticle structural glycoprotein SgAbd-8
Cellular component (GO): chitin-based extracellular matrix
Molecular function (GO): structural constituent of chitin-based larval cuticle
Source: RefSeq, a predicted model, not a curated record